This is a messenger RNA of Gaeumannomyces tritici R3-111a-1, 3438 nucleotides long. Its product is annotated as zinc finger transcription factor ace1. Lineage: Eukaryota; Fungi; Ascomycota; Sordariomycetes; Magnaporthales; Magnaporthaceae. Bases 482 to 2641 code for a protein of 719 amino acids. The record is from RefSeq and is a predicted model, not a curated record. Gene Ontology annotation, biological process: regulation of transcription by RNA polymerase II. The transcript has 4 exons. Gene Ontology annotation, cellular component: nucleus.
UUUUUUUUUUUUUUCCUGCUCCUGAGGCCACCCUCAGAACCCGCCGCGAGCAAUUGCUGUCUAGCGUGUUUCCCACCCGUCCGUCGUAUCGUCGUCGCUCGUGUCCCCCGCCUUUCUGGCCCGCUCUUUGUAUAACUCUCUGAGCGCCAGCCCAAGCCGCAACGGCUCCCAAUUUCGUCGCCUUUUCCCCCAUCUCGUCUUUCUCCCAAGCCCAACGCCCACACGUGUUCCCGUCAGUCAUCCACAAUUGCGCAGACGGUAUCCACGGCCGUCUCGGCUUCUGGUCCUUGCGUGCUUCUGCAGUUUUGUCAUCAACUUCCUCCGAGCCUGGCCUGGGAACAGACCUCCCUCCGCCAAGCCUCAAGUCAGAGCUUGGCCCCGAACAGGCCGUCGCUGCGUGCCCAACGACCACAGCCAACAAUUUCCUUUCCUCGACAUCGACUGGCUUGCUUGGUGCCCACCCCGCACUCCAACCGCCAACAUGUCUAACCCUCGAAGGACCCCGAUGACUCGUCCGGACUCUGCUCUCACUCUUAAGACCAACAUGAUCCUGAGGAAAGGUGCCACCUUCCACUCUCCCACGAGUCCCGACACCCCCGAGUCCGCCGUCUUCGUCCCUCCCUCUCUGCCGCGUAGAUCACAGACAAACCUGGACGAUGUCGUCGAUGCUCAUCGUCGUCGUGUUGCCCUGACGCUCGGCGACAUCGACAAAGCUCUCUCUGGGGUCGUGGACACCAACUCGGCCAGGAAGACUCUGCGCGACAACAGCUACCCCAUCCCGAGGGGUCUACUGUCGCCAACUCUCAUUGGAAAAGAGAUGGAGGUCGAGCGCCGCGUCCUGCGGCCUCGCCCCAACCGUCGUUCAAACCGCCACCACGAGUCUGACAGCGGCCUCGGUACCUCAAUUGCCUCGACCAAGGAGAAGCGUGCCGCCGCAACCGACACUGUUCCCGAAAAGGUCAGCGUCAAGGCGUCGGCCGUCACCAGGUCCGCAGCGUCCACCACCACUUCCAAGAGCCUCCCCGGCCUGAGCGCUCGCGCGACUAGCCGCAUCUACGAGCACACUCUCAAGCCUCUGCUUGCCGAGCCCUCGUUUAAGGACUUCCACCCCGUCAUUCUUGAAUGCCCAAGAAAGAUCUCGUCCAAACAGAUUGUUUGCCUGCGAGACGUUGAGAAGACGCUACUGUUGACUGCCCAAAGCGUCACCAAAGCUGCCAAACUUUACCUGGACUUUUGCCUUUCAACUGUUCGCUGCAUCCAAGCAACCGUCGCCCUUCUCAGCGAGCCUGAGCAGCGCCGCCUCAAGGACGCGCCCUACAACAGCGGCUACUUUAUCGACCUCGUGGAUCAGAUUCGCCACUACGCUCAGCAAAUCGCCGACCAGAAGAAGCCGGGCAGCACCGACGCAAUGGACGUCGACAUAAAGGAUGAAGUUAGGCUGUAUGGCGGCAUUGCCGUCAACGGGCGCCCCGCCGAGCUCGUGCGGGUGAGGAAUGGCAAAGCUAUUUCCAUCGCCACCGGCGAGCCCGUCGAGCUGGAGGAGGAUGCCAACAGCCCUAUCAGGUUUAAGCGCUCCGCCAGCCAGGAGCUUGCUGAUGAUGACGAGAUCAUGCGGUCUAUGGCCCGUCGCAAGAAGAAUGCUCCUCCUGAGGAGUAUGCUCCCAAGAAGUGCCGCGAGCCCGGCUGCAACAAGGAGUUCAAGCGGCCCUGCGACCUGACCAAGCAUGAAAAGACGCACUCGCGUCCUUGGAAGUGCUCUAUCCCCACGUGCAAGUACCACGAGUACGGGUGGCCCACCGAGAAGGAGAUGCAGCGACACUUUGGCGACAAGCACUCUUCGGCCCCUCCCAUGUAUGAGUGUCUGUACAAGCCUUGCCCUUACAAGUCUAAGCGCGAGAGCAACUGCAAGCAGCACAUGGAGAAGGCUCAUGGGUGGACCUACGUUCGAACCAAGACGAACGGCAAGAAGAACGCGAGCCACCCUGGAAGCGUCACUCACGCGACGCCCCCUGUCCACAACAUGCCUACGCCUGAAAGCUUUGGGGUGGCGACUCCGCCUCAAGCGCGCCUCUAUGAGGGAAUUGAGUUUCCGGGGUACAUGGAGCAGGACCAGUUUGGUGCCGUCGACCAGCGUCCCCAGGAGCUCGACCCUCUCGAGUUCUCCCCCGUCGACAACGCCACGCCGUCGACCGAUUCUGGAAUGGACCACUCUUCGUACCAGGACUUCAGUGGCGAUUUCACUCACUAUGACGACAUCUACAACGCCAACGUCCACCAGAUUGCCGUGUCAAACCCGUUCAGCAAGGAGAUGGCCCAGCAGUUCGCUGCAUUCUCUGCGGUCGAGCUCAACAAGACGCAACCUGCACCGCACAUCUCGCCCAUUGGCCAGGGCAACGCCAUGCUGUUCACCCCGAGCUCACUUGCUGAGGUUGACGAAGGCUUUGAUGACUACUCGGCCCAUGGUCACGUGGGCCCUGACUUCUGCUUGUUUCCACCCACCCAGUUCGCCAAGGAGCCUAUGUUCGAGCCUCUUUUUGGUGAGAUUCCCAGUGUCGCAGCCGGGUAUUCGCAACCAACCUCGCAGGAUCUCCUUCAAGAUUGGCGUAACAACGUCCAGUACCAAUCUUACCCACACAACUAAUGGACAUGGCAGUCCUUUGGUGGUGACGGGGUUGCAUCUAAGUCGGUGACAUGUAUCACAUUCCCCAGAGCGUCGUUGGCUAUUCGUGGAUGAAAUCGCGUACUGGGGCUGUGUUUGCUACCUUGGCGGUGCUAGUGGUGUGUCACCUUUCACUUUGCGGUGUUUUUUUUUUCCUCUUCAAUGUUCACUUUUGUAGCGUUCGGCAAUGAGUUAUGACGCAGAGAUCCUGAAGGUGGUGAUACUUGGAGCUGAGUGGACUUUUUUUUUUUUUCUUAUAUGAUCACCAACUUCCACCAAUCCCAACUUAUACGUUGACAGAUUUCAAGUGCGUCUCUGCAGAAGAGGCAAAGCAGAAAGAUAACAAAUCAAGAAAAAAAAGGGCAGUCGGAAGAAUGAGAGCCAAGUUCUAUCACAAGACUUUCCACUCUACAUUAUCUCCUCUGUAUUCUGUUUGGUUUGUCCAUGUCGUUUGGCUGAUUUUGCGAGAUUUUUAUUGAGUUCAGUUUGUUAUCUUUCAUCUUCUGGAGCAACUGACAGGUAAUGGAAAAUAUGCUGAAGGUUGUGAGAGAAAAAGGCCAUGGUCGGGCCUCUCGCAAAAUCAGGGCCAGUGGGGGGACUGGGAAGCUGGACGGGUUGUUGAUUCAUGUGCUCAGCAUGCAAUUCAGUGUCAAAGGCGCAAUAGUAAAAACUUAUAUAAAGAAGAAGAAAAAUGAAUGAAAACCAAGAGAUCAGAGCAAAAGCCGUUCCCGUAGUUAGGUAACAAGUAGAUAGAUACAAUAAAAAAAGAUAACUAGCAA